Psylliodes chrysocephalus is the source of this 2203-nucleotide messenger RNA. NCBI's taxonomy places the organism in Eukaryota, Metazoa, Arthropoda, Insecta, Coleoptera, Chrysomelidae. The record is from the annotation of a GenBank genome assembly.
CUGAUAAAUAAGGUUAUGUUACAUAAAUUCAUAAGUAUUACAAUAUUAUGAUUACUACAAAAACGAAAUAUAAACAUUAAAAUGUCGUUUCCAAUAACGAAUAAACUAUACCCAGCAAACCACAAAACGAUAUUCGUUCUCGAUCACACGCCAUACUUCGGAAUAUCAUGCGAAAACCCUAUUGAGUUCGACUUUUUGAAAAGUCGAACCCCCGGCUUCAUACCUAUGACCCCCAUUUCCAAGUCUUUGUGGACGUCCAGUGUCGAAUCGGCCAUCGAGUAUUGCAGGAUCGUAUGGGAUUUGUUCCCGCAAGGAAAAUUGGUCAGAUUUAUAGCCAGCGAUACUGUCGCUCACAUUUUGAACACAUGGAAUCCUACACAGCAAAAUUUAACACACAUUAUGAACGGAAUGUCCCUAAUAGGGGUUCCACCGCCUCCCCCGCCUCUACGAGCCGUCAGUACUCCAUUAGAUCACACGGUACUACAUGGCCUACGGGCCGCGAUAGAAGCUUUAAGCGAAGCUACAGAAUUACAACUACAGAAAUCCAGAAACGGCAUCGACGGCGCGAAAGUAUUAAACAACACCAGGGUCAUUUGCAUAACUUCCGCUCGUGAUAACGACAGCAUGAAACGUUUGGAGGAUAUUUUUCUGACCGUGUUAAAUCAGCAGAAUAAAAUGGCGACCACGUCGGAUAGGUUAUUACCGAUACACCACUGCCAUUUGGUUAUAAUCAAUACGUUUCCUAUCAAUAUAGACUCGCAUGUAAACAACCAUCCUCCGAAAAGUCUAUCGCAGAUACUUACCACCGAGGUGCAUUCUAUCAAAGCGCCGCUGAUACCAAACAAGCUAUCUUCGCUCAUUCUGGAGCAUUACGAUUUGGCCAGCACCACGGUGACCGGCAUACCUAUGAAGGAGGAACAGAACGCUUCGUCGUCGGCGAAUUACGACGUCGAAAUUUUUCACGCCAGUUCCGCUCAUACCGCCAUAUUGAAAGGUAACGCUUCCGAUUCGGCCGCCAUCAGGACCAUCAAAGAGGGAAUGGAGUAUGAAACGACGACAUUAAAAUGGUGCACACCUAGAGGCGUGACCGGUUCGGAAUUGCAAAAUUGUACUUGCAUGCACAGAAUUACGCCUGUAGAUGUUAAUUCCAGGCCGUCGUUGUGUUUGAUCAACUUUCUACUAAAUGGCAGAUCCGUAAUGUUGGAAAUGCCUAGAAAAGCGGGCGGGAAAAUCACUAGCCAUCUUUUGGCUGCUCAUGGAGGAGAGAUUUUUAUACACACUUUGUGUACAGCCAGGUCAGUUUUGGAAGACCCUCCAUCAAUAUCGGAAGGUUGCGGAGGUAGAGUAACAGAUUAUCGCAUUACCGAUUUUGGCAUGUUGAUAAAGCAGAAUACCCUGUUGCCAAUAAAGGUGAAACCUGGCAACGAAGAACCCGAGCAACCUAUACAGAAGAUGAAAACCAGAUUGAGUAGAUUAACUAGAUACUGGCCUCUGACCAUCAGUUCCACACUGAUUUUUAAUUUGAAGAACUAUUUUGACCCUCUACCGACGCUGAUAACAAAAGACAAAAUGACGGACGAGGAGCUGUUCCAAUGCAAAAAAGUGAUUUACAAUUUGAUAUCGCUGGAAUCCAAGAUGGAGCCUCUGCAUCCGUUAAACAGCGGCCAAAGGGUGAAAGGACAAAAGCGCGAGGAACAAUACAAAGCCAUGUGGAACGAAUUGGAAACGCUAGUCAAAAAUAAUCUCCAUUCGGAGAAUCACAGGAACGUUUAUACGUGUCUACUGGAAUGCCAUAAAUUCAAUUUUGAUGAGGACAAAAUUGCAGAUAAGGUCGAAUUGGAUGAUGCUUUGCAUCAACUGGAUAGCAUGGGCGCCGGUAAAUCCGACCAAGAAAUUCCGAGAGCGUCGGUGAUCAGAGCCACCACAGACUCGCCCAUGUCGCCGCCCCCUUUGACGAGCAUCGUCCCCGCCAUUUCGAGGAACUCGUCGAGCAGAAACGGCGGCAUUUACAACACGCAGAGGAGUUUAUUGGAGAUUUUUACGUCGCAAGAAAAAAUCAAACCGCGACAGGAGUUUUUGGGUCGUCAAACGGAGAGUUUGGUGUAUAAGUUGUAUACGAAUUUAAAAACGGACGAUAGAGGACCAAGGGAGAACAUGGAGGUUGAAUAGUUAGCGAAAGAUUGGAUGUUUUUGUAUGAUAAGC